This is a messenger RNA of Haliotis rubra (blacklip abalone), 540 nucleotides long. RefSeq lists its product as uncharacterized. The record is from RefSeq and is a predicted model, not a curated record. The transcript has 4 exons. The coding region runs from base 16 to 489 and encodes 157 amino acids. Gene Ontology annotation, molecular function: chitin binding. NCBI's taxonomy places the organism in Eukaryota, Metazoa, Mollusca, Gastropoda, Lepetellida, Haliotidae. Gene Ontology annotation, cellular component: extracellular region.
UCUCAUAUCUGAUUCAUGAUCCGCCAUUCACGUCUUGUCACCUCACGGUCGCCUUGUCGGAAACAAAUGGUCACCAUGUUGAAAACAUUAAUCGUCUGUCUGGCUUUACCGCUUGCUGCUUCCUGGACCUUGGACUGUACUAGUUUGGAGAACGGCAUCUACCUCUAUACAUGCUUCUCCUACACCGAAUGCGUCAACGGCAGUAAAGGAGUCAUCAAGUGUGCCUCCAAUGAAGUGUUCAGUGCAGCCGAUGGCUUGUGCAUCAAACCCGCGGAUGAUUCCUGGCCGUGCCAGGAUGUUGUGGACUGCAAGAAGCUCCCGGACAAACGCUACGCCGACACCAAAGGAGGCUGCCAAACCUACUACACCUGUCAGAACGGCUACUUCUACGGUCACAACUACUGUCCAGAGGGAACCGUGUUUGAUGAGGAGCGCCAAUUCUGCAACUGGCCGGCAAAUGUUAAGCAGCCUUGUGGCACAGCGGCAUAGCGUGGAUGUAUCUAAAUACUUGAGUUUUCAAUAAAAUUGCUCCAAUACUGA